Messenger RNA from Amphimedon queenslandica, 2567 nucleotides. RefSeq lists its product as uncharacterized. NCBI's taxonomy places the organism in Eukaryota, Metazoa, Porifera, Demospongiae, Haplosclerida, Niphatidae. Gene Ontology annotation, molecular function: serine-type endopeptidase activity. The transcript is spliced from 6 exons. The coding region runs from base 2 to 2488 and encodes 828 amino acids. Gene Ontology annotation, biological process: proteolysis. The record is from RefSeq and is a predicted model, not a curated record.
CAUGCCUCGGCGUGCAAACAUGGGCGCUGUUUAUGCUCUCAUCUUCUUCUCUCUCUUCUUUCAGUUUGCUCAAACUGGACUCAGUCCUCUUCUCCGAGCUAAGAGAGCUGCUGAUAAAACUGGGAGGUAUAUAGUUCUGCUACAGAGCAAUAUCUCAGACCAGGAGUUUAAUAAAACUUUGGAAAGGGCCCUCUUAGUCUCUCAGGAUAAGAGACCCUACAUGGUUGUGAGGUUUAUAGAGAAAGCCUUCACUCUUGAUCUCAAUUCUUAUGCUCUGCAUCAGUUACGAAACUGGUCCGAGGUAAGACUAGUGGAGGAAGAGACAGAGGCAGUGGGUACUCAAGACCCAACUAUCCCGUGGCACUUAGACCUCCUUGAUCAGGACCCUGCUGCUUACUUUGACCACCAGUACUCACCCACCAGAACUGGUAAAGGAGUUGAUGCCUAUAUUGCUGAUUCAGGUAUCAAUUUUGAUCAUGAAGAAUUUGAAGGGAGAGCAAAGUACCUUGGCUAUGAUCCUUAUGAUGAGUACCAACACUUUUUCAGUCGGUUUCAUCAACAUGGCUGGGACUGCAACGGACACGGUACCCACGUUGCUAGUCUCUUGGGCGGAGCUAAGUUCGGGUCAGCUAAAUCUGUGUCACUCUUCAGUGUCCGUGUACUUGGUUGUUCAAACCGAGCACCAUGGAGUGUUGUGUUAGACGGGCUGGAUCACAUCAUGAAAAUGGUGUCCGUUCGAAAAAGACCAUCUAUCAUUAACCUCUCUCUUAGUGGGAGCUACCAGCAAUCAAUGAACAAUGCUGUCCAGAAGCUUUCCGAAGCAGGUGUGGUUGUUGUUGCUGCUGCUGGUAAUGGUGAUGAAGCUGCUUGUUUAAAUUCUCCUGCUUCAUCAAUUCAUGCAAUAACAGUUGGAGGAACUGACGAAAAUAAUCAGCUCUACUCUCAUACUAAUUACGGUCUUUGUGUCGAUAUAUUUGCUCCUGGAGUUGGCGUACAAGGCGCUCAUUAUAAAUGCGGGGUUUCAAGCAUUGAGUAUCCUGAUGAGGUACGAGAGAAUGGUUGCAGUUUUUUGCUCACUGGGACGUCAAUGUCCACUCCUCUUGUGGGCGGGGUCGUUGCAGGUAUGUUAGAGGAGAGACCACUUUUAAAACCCAACGAAGUCUUGAGUCUCUUGAGGGAGAGAGGGAGGGUAGGAGCCAUAAAUGGUUCAUUACAAGGAGCACCAAAUCUUCUGCUUAAUACGCCAGGUUCGUGUGGUGGCUAUUAUCCUUUUCGUGUACAAUUGAAUCUGACAUCUCCUGGAUACCCUAAUAGUUACCCAUCGUCACUCCAAUGUGAGUGGCAUAUACCAGCUGCUUAUAAUGAAGAUGUGGACGUAUUGAUAUCAGACCUGGAGCUAGAGAGAGGGUUUGACUACUUAUAUCUGUGUCAAGGUGGUAACUGCACUAGCUACACAGGUACUCAAAGUGGAAUUCAUUACAGGACGUCUAACAGAAACCUAACCAUUCGAUUGGUCACUGAUGACUCAAUAACUGGGCGUGGCUUUAGACUAAAGUUCACCAAAUAUUACAUAGGGACACCUCUGCAGGUCAUUGAUGGUGGGGAGUUGACCCCUCUCCCUCACACCUCGUUGCCGCUGGCAACCACUCGCACCUUCACAAAGGUCUCUACCUCAAGGAUAAAGUCGCUCGUAAAAGAAAUGAAAAGGAAUUCAUUUGAUAUUCUAUCAGUCAGUACCGUAAUAUCACCUGAUGACUCCCAAUGGUAUUACACAGUAUUGUUUCAUAAUAGUACUCAGACCCCCUCACAAGGGUUCGUAGAACUACAGUCCCAUGAACUGAACCAGACCCUGCGAGAUCAAAUUUCUAGCAAAGCUCUAAUCCCUUACUCAAUCGUUGGACGAUUGAGUGGGGCCACACCUCUUUAUAGCGUUGUGUUCCGUAAGCACCCUAGUGUCAUUGAAAGCCACGCCUACUGGGACGUGACCAUCCCCGCCCACGUAAUGUCGAGAGUUAACAUGGAGAAAAAAGGAUGGGAACUGAUGAGUCAGCACUUUAUGGUAUUUGGAGGUACUAAUGAGACGAGAGUCUCUGCAGUCUACCACAGAGACCUCAGGAGGGUAUACAAUGUACCAUUGAGAGACGUACCAAUCACCGAUAAAGAGAGCUAUUAUGGCUUUCUGUAUCCUGAAUUCACCUCAGUCACCAUUAGUUUCCUAUAUCAGGAUUAUUAUGCUAAACAUGUCAGUACUUAUCAUCAUGGUGCUGACAGUCCUGCUCAAGGAGCUCGCUUUUCAGUCAUACUGGAGAGCAAAGUGGCAGGGCAGAGGUCUGAUGCUUAUUGGAUACGCUGGGGCCUCAACUCCAGUGCAGUCCAUAAGGAAAUAGAGUGGUUUAGGGACUCUUGGGACUUGGUUUUUGUCGUUAGCUAUGUGUAUGAAAGCACAGUACAAUAUAUUUUGGAAUGGGGCAGGAGAAUUGGACAUUGAACAAUUUUUGUAAGUUAGGCUUAUCAGUAUUUUCUAUUCUGUAGUAUUCAUAACAAUGUAACGUUUUUUAAAUGAAAAA